AUGAACAUGACCGACGAAGUAGCAAUUGUGACGAAAGCUAAAGAAAACAUCAUCUUUGCAAUGAGCGCUCUUAGUGAACAGCAACGAAGAGAACUGUCACAAGCGAAGCACAAUCUCAUCCACAAAUGUUCAUUCAAUGGAAAACCAUGCGACAUUGACAAGGACUUUGCAAUCAUCUCUGAUCCCACGUUUGGUAAUUGCUUCACUUUUAACUACAAUCGAUCCGAUUUUAAGAGCAGUUUGAGGGCUGGACCUAUGUAUGGCCUCCGGGUGAUGUUAUUCGUCAAUGCCUCUGAUUACCUGCCUACUUCAGAAGCUGUUGGUGUACGACUGACCAUUCACGACAAGGAUGAAUUUCCGUUCCCGGUGAGUCUCUGUCUUUGCUACUACCCCAUAUAGAU
Messenger RNA from Strongylus vulgaris, 401 nucleotides. The record is from the annotation of a GenBank genome assembly. Lineage: Eukaryota; Metazoa; Nematoda; Chromadorea; Rhabditida; Strongylidae.